Molecule: messenger RNA, 4441 nt
Organism: Sardina pilchardus (European sardine)
Lineage: Eukaryota; Metazoa; Chordata; Actinopteri; Clupeiformes; Clupeidae
Gene: csf2rb
Product: colony stimulating factor 2 receptor subunit beta
Exons: 14
Coding region: 138-2654 (838 amino acids)
Biological process (GO): cytokine-mediated signaling pathway
Cellular component (GO): external side of plasma membrane
Molecular function (GO): cytokine receptor activity; protein binding
Source: RefSeq, a predicted model, not a curated record
UCAAGUGGAUACCGAAUGGAGAGGACGCGCAACAGAUAGAACCUGCGAGCGUCCAGUCUGUCCAAUAAGGAAAGUGUGAGGCGAAAAGACUCAAAAAGACUUCGCAGGAGUUCUCCCAUCUCAGUGACCCGGCCGUGAUGCACCUCUCCUGGGCAGUGUGCCUGCUGAGGCUCCCUCUGCUGGUCCUGGCCUUGGAGAACCCAGCCUGUCAGACUCCUCACACCGCUCCCAACAGGACCCUGGAGUGCUACAACGACUACUUCAAUGAUGACAAUGUCAGAGUCCCGAGAGACUACGCGCACAACAUCUCCUGCAGCUGGACCCAGUGCCACUCCAACAGAACCCUGGCCCUCAGCUACGAGAACGGAUCCCCGUGUGUGGUCACUGAGCGGAGAGCCGUGUCUGAUGGUGAGGUGAAAGUGACGUGUGUGUAUGAUGGCAGUGAUAUCAGCUAUACCAUCGGCAGGAAGUACAAAUUCUUCUUCCACAGCCAUCACCACGUCGCCAAACCCACAAAUCUCACCACCAACCUGUUCCAACAUGUGCACGUGAUGACCCCAGAGAACCUCACGGUGAAGACCCAGGACGGCGUCCACCAGCUGAGCUGGCACAGCCCCUACGACAGCUCUUCAAAUUUGACCUCUGACCUCCACUACCAGGUGACCUAUGGAACCGCUGGCCAGGACUGGACGACUCUCCACAGCAAUCACACUGUGCACCACAUCAAAGGGGAAACCUUGUUGCCCGGGCGACAUUAUAAAGCCAAGGUGCGAGCUCGUGCGGGUCCAUGGCAGUGGAGCCAGUGGAGCCCCCUGGUGGAGUGGAAGACUAAGGACGAGUUGGGUCCCUCUGAGUUCCAGUGUGUGAUUGACAGUGUUUCCAUGGUAACGUGUGGGUGGAAGCUGAGGCGAGAGCAUGCUCAGUUCCUCGACUACCACCUGAGCUGUUACCACUUGUCCAAUACCACGAGUGUGCCGUGCUGUCCGAGCCCAUCGUUGACCUCUGACCCCAGUGCUGCGCUGCUGGAAUUCCGUUGCUUGCUCAACGUCUCGGACCCGCAGGACUUAAGAGUCGAGCUGACCCCGACAGAGCACUCCAGAACCUUCAAAUCCUGGAAGUACAUCCAGCCUCCGUCUCCGGCCCGCUUCCGUGUGGAGGAGAAGGACAAGAGCUGGGUUCUGCGCUGGGACCGACCCAAUGUCCAGCCCAACGUCAAACUCUGCUACCAGCUACGCUACAAACCCAAGGAGAGUGAGGAGUGGAAGCCGCCCAUCUCCCUGUGCUCCACGUCCACUACCUUCUCCCCAAACCAGCUGCUCCCCGACACCACUUACGUCGCCAGGAUCCAAACCCUGCUGGACCAAUCAGGCACCUAUGACGGAAAACCCUCUGCCUGGUCCAUAACUGUGGAAUGGACAACACCUCCAGCUGGUGUUUCUCUGGCCACCAUCUUGUAUAUCAUGGUGGCAGUGGUGGUGGUGCUCAUCUUCACCUUCAUGGUGGUCACGCUGCCCAAGUGCCAAAAGAGAAUACAUGACUGGAAGCGGUCCAUUCCAUCUCCGACACACAGCAACGUUUUGUCAGAAGUGAUUAAGAGGAAAGCCAGUGACUGGCUGUACGUGGUCAGUGAGAAGGAGAAGGUGUCCAUGUGCACCAUCCAGGACCAAGAGGACACUCACUCCCGACUCAGUUCCUGCAAGGAGCGUCUGUGGCCUUGCGCCGAUGACGAGGACGGUGACCGAGACUCCCUCCAGCUGGUGACGUACCAGACCGGCUCCACCACCGGGGGGCGCUCUGCUGGCUCUGGCCCGCUGGACAGCUCCGGCAUGAGCUUCAACGGGCCCUACAUCUUCUUCCGCAAGGAGUCCGGCCCGUCCAGCUCGCAGUCCCUACAGCACCCUCGGCCACCGGACCACGACGACGCGGUCAGCAGCUGCGGAUCGCCGUCCUCGGAGCUCGCGUCCCCGUGUUCGUCAUCGCCGUCCUCUCUCUCGCUCUCGCUCUCGUCCUCGCUCUCGUCCUCGCUCUCGCCCGUCUCGGCCGUGUCCUUCCUGUCCUCGCUGUCCUCGAUGCCCGGCGGGUACGUGGCCACCCUGCAGAUGUCUGUGCCCAUGGAGGGCGCUGCCCCGUCGGACGACGACGACCCCGACGACGACCCCGACGACGCCAACAACCCCGCCGACCUGGCCCUCUGUGCCCUCAUCGCUCGUGAUCCCGGCGACGAAGACGACCGCUCGCCAGCGCUGGCUCCGUCCUGGCAGAGUGCGUCCUCCGGCGAGGGGCGCGGGGGGGCACGACCCCCCCUACCGACGGACCGCCCGCCAGCCUACACGCUGCAGCCGCCCGCCCUCCACACCGUGGUGCUCCCCCGCCCCUCCGGCUACUGCUCGCUGCCCAGCCUGGACCUCAGCGGCUGGGCCUCCUCCUGCUCCUCCUCCCCUGCUGCGCCUCCUCCUGCUCCUGCUCCUCCAGAGACAGAUGGAGCACCAGCUGCAGUCACAGCGUCGCCGUCCUGCCCACGGCCACCAGAGGGCGAUCAAGGGGGAUCCUCCGGCGGGGAGCGGCGCCAGUACGUCCGACUGAAGACGGGAUACACCACGCUCCAAUCAGAUCCAACAGAGCGGCGUCCCACCGUCCAAUCAGAUGUAGGAUAGGACAACCACCCGGCUGCCAGCCUGAGGACUGGAUCCUUUACGAAGACACCGUCCAAUCAGAUUUGAGACUGGACAACUAGCUGUCCAAUCAGUUGGCAGAACACAAAGCUAAUCCAACUGCUACGUCUGGUAUUAACAUUAGCUCAGGUGAGCUAAUAGUUUAGCGAUGGCCGCUUAGACUUCAGUGGGUGCCUGAAGCUUUCAGAACUGGCCAGUAGGUGGCAGUAUGGCUUCACUCUGGCCUGUUAAGGUGAUUUGAGUGACAGCUGUCAGUCGGCCAGCGAGAGGGAGGCUCCAGGCUGGUUCCGCUCCAUGCGUCGUGUAUUGUGUCUAUACCUGACCUCCUCUCGCUUGAAAGGAUUCAUGAACUUAAUGACACACACACACACACACACACACACACACUCACACACACACACGUAUGUAUAAAUGUAAUAUAUGUGCAUAUGUAACACACACACACACACACAUAUUUAAACAGUACAUAUUUGUAUUUCACUCACACACUCUCUCUCUCUCACACACACACACACUGUAUAUAAUAUGGAAUGAUUUACCUAAAGUUCUAUGUUCUUGUGGUAGCUUUUGAUCUUGUAAGAAAUGUUUAAAGACUCAUCUGUCACCUUGCACUUAAUUGAUUAAUUGAUAAUUAGCUUUUUUAGUUAUUAGUUUGUUCAUUGAUGAUUUAAUGUGUAAACAUACUUAAUAUAGUAUAUUUAAUAGUUCAUGAAAACUUGUCAUAUUAAUUGUUGAUAUUUUAUAUUGUUAUUACUGAUUGUGUUAUGCUGAUUUGACAAGAGUAUAUAUAUUUUUUUUUCUGUUGGUGGGCUAUGACUUUUCAGGCAAAGUCUAAACAAAAUCUGCUCUAUAUUAACUGUGAUAGACAGUCUUCUGUGUGUUUCAUGUACCAAUGACCAAUGAAUGUCAAAGCGAUAUCUCUGAAAAUGUUGAAUCCUAUCUGUAGAUGUUUGAUUAGUGGAUUCAAUUAAUAUAUUUAAGUGUGUGUGUGAAACAGAAAUAUGGUUUAAUCUGUAUGUAUAUUACAGAUGUCUUUAAAUAAGAGUCCAUUUGUGCCUAACUUUGUUUAUCCGCAAAACAUGCUGUACACUUCCAUGGAUUAGCCCAUAAGACAGAUAGAUUUGGGGCGAUAAUAGCUUUCCAUCCACCUGCUUACAUAUAGGGUGCCUCUCAAUUGGGCUUAUUUUAUACGUCCUCCCUCACUCCUCGGCCCUCGAUCCUCACUGAUCUAGAUAAAGAAUGAUGGGGCGGCAACAAUGGGAUAGUCUAUCCAGUGGGAACGCCCCUCGAGCAUCAAGGAGAGAUGUUGAGAGGCACCCAUAAUGUAUAAUUCGGGGGCUUUUUGCCUUCAUAGGACAGUGACAGGAGUUGGAUGUGAAAGGACUGUGGGUCAAAUUCUGUGGGUACUAGGGGUCGGAUUCUGUAGGUACUAGGGACCAGAUUCUGUAGGUACUAGGGGUCGGAUUCUGUAGGUACUAGGGACCAGAUUCUGUAGGUACUAGGGGUCAGAUUCUGUAGGUACUAGGGGUCGGAUUCUGUAGGUACUAGGGACCAGAUUCUGUAGGUACUAGGCGCCAGAUUCUGUGGGUACUAGGCACCAGAUUCUGUAGGUACGAGGGGUCAGAUUCUGUGGGUACUAGGGGUCAGAUUCUGUAGGUACGAGGGGUCAGAUUCUGUGGGUACUAGGGGUCAGAUUCUGUGGGUACUAGGGGUCAGAUUCUGUGGGUACUAGGGGUCAGAUUCUGUAGGUACUAGGGGACAGGUUCUGU